CUGCCGGCUCCAGGCUAGCGGACCCGCACCAUGCCCCGCAUCGAUGCGGACCUCAAGCUGGACUUCAAGGAUGUCCUCCUGCGACCCAAGCGCAGCAGCCUCAAGAGCCGAGCAGAGGUGGAUCUGGAGCGGACCUUCACAUUUCGAAACUCCAAGCAGACCUACUCAGGGAUUCCCAUCAUUGUGGCCAACAUGGACACUGUGGGGACAUUUGAGAUGGCAGCGGUGAUGUCACAGCACUCCAUGUUUACAGCAAUUCACAAGCAUUACACCCUGGACGACUGGAAGCUCUUUGCCACUGAUCACCCAGAAUGCCUGCAGCACGUAGCCGUGAGCUCCGGCAGUGGGAAGCAUGACCUGGAAAAGAUGAGCAGCAUCCUGGAAGCUGUGCCACAGGUUAAGUUUAUUUGCCUGGAUGUGGCCAAUGGCUAUUCGGAGCACUUUGUGGAAUUCGUGAAACUCGUCCGUGCCAGAUUUCCAGAGCAUACCAUUAUGGCGGGGAACGUGGUGACAGGGGAGAUGGUGGAAGAGCUGAUUCUCUCUGGAGCAGAUAUAAUCAAAGUGGGAGUUGGACCAGGUUCCGUGUGCACCACCCGCACCAAGACGGGGGUGGGGUACCCCCAGCUGAGUGCCGUGAUUGAAUGCGCAGACUCUGCCCAUGGCCUGAAGGGGCACAUCAUCUCCGAUGGAGGCUGCACGUGUCCAGGAGAUGUCGCCAAAGCCUUUGGAGCCGGAGCAGACUUUGUGAUGCUCGGAGGCAUGUUCUCGGGCCACACCGAGUGUGCUGGAGAGGUGAUCGAGAGGGACGGGCAGAAGCUCAAGCUCUUCUACGGGAUGAGUUCUGAAACAGCGAUGAAGAAACACGCAGGAGGGGUGGCCGAGUACAGAGCGUCGGAGGGCAAGACCGUGGAAGUGCCUUACAGAGGAGACGUAGAAAACACGAUCCUGGAUAUUCUGGGCGGACUGAGGUCUACCUGCACCUAUGUGGGGGCCGCUAAGCUCAAAGAGCUCAGCAAGCGAACGACGUUCAUCCGUGUGACCCAGCAGCACAACACGGUGUUCAGCUAACCUGGGGGCAGGUGCCGGCUGCUCACGGAAGCUUCCACACGCUGCGUUCACAUCCCCGUCCUUCCGUCCGCCUGGGCUUCGGGCUGCUCCUGAACGGCAGGACGCUGCCUCCCCUGCUGCCGCCCGGAGGCGCUGGGGUCCCCUGGUGCCUCUGCGGGGGCAGGAAGCAGAGCACUGAAAGGGUCAGUGGUCAGAGCCCAGCUGCCCGGAACUCAUAACCUCAUUGUUCAAACUAACACUCGUACCUUUUUCUUUCUUUUUUAAAAAGAAAAUGGUUUCACUUUAAUAUAAUGCUGUUACCUUAAGA
Messenger RNA from Myotis davidii, 1375 nucleotides. RefSeq names its product guanosine monophosphate reductase (gene GMPR). Bases 31 to 1068 code for a protein of 345 amino acids. The record is from RefSeq and is a predicted model, not a curated record. The transcript has 9 exons. Gene Ontology annotation, cellular component: GMP reductase complex. Gene Ontology annotation, molecular function: GMP reductase activity. NCBI's taxonomy places the organism in Eukaryota, Metazoa, Chordata, Mammalia, Chiroptera, Vespertilionidae. Gene Ontology annotation, biological process: nucleotide metabolic process.